This is a messenger RNA of Periophthalmus magnuspinnatus, 2235 nucleotides long. It is a transcript of the gene cog8, whose product is annotated as component of oligomeric golgi complex 8. NCBI's taxonomy places the organism in Eukaryota, Metazoa, Chordata, Actinopteri, Gobiiformes, Gobiidae. Gene Ontology annotation, biological process: intra-Golgi vesicle-mediated transport. Gene Ontology annotation, cellular component: COG complex. The record is from RefSeq and is a predicted model, not a curated record. The transcript has 6 exons. The coding region runs from base 103 to 2046 and encodes 647 amino acids.
ACCUCCAGCACUAAUGCUACCAAAGAAGACGUGGCUAAAAAUGCAGGAAGUGUUUGCUAAGGUGGAAUAAAUUAAGGAAAAAGAGGUAAAAACUAAUCCAACAUGGCUACAGUGGCAGUAGUUGACGUGGAGGACGAGAGCAUCCUUGCGUCUGUUUUUAAAGACAGUUUCCCGGAGAGUUGGAGGGACAACCCGGACUUUGCCACGUAUCUGUCGGAACUGAGCUCCUUCGGCGUAGAGAAGCUGCGACGAGAGCCGGAGAGACUGGCCGAGGAGCGGGCACAGAUCCUGCAGCAGACCCGGGAGCUCGCCUUCUCCAACUACCAGACCUUCAUCCGGACGGCGGACUGCACCCACCACAUCUACCGGGACUUCGGGCGGGUGGAAAGCAGCGUGUCCCACCUGCUAGACACCCUGCCCCGCUUCGGGGAGAAAUGCAGAGUCUUCAUGAAGGAGGCGGAGCAGAUUGGAGCCAGUCGUCGUAUGAACAGUUUGACCCUGAACAGACACACAGAGAUCCUGGAGGUGCUGGAGAUCCCUCAGCUCAUGGACACCUGUGUGAGGAACAGUUACUAUGAGGAGGCUUUGGAGCUCGCCGCGUACGUGAAGAGACUGGACAAGAAGCACUCCUCUCUGCCUGUCAUACAGGGUAUAGUUCAUGAGGUGCGUCAGUCCACUCAGCUCAUGUUAAACCAGCUCCUACAACAGCUCCGCAGCAACUCCCAGCUUCCGGCGUGUCUGCGGGUCAUCGGCUUCCUGCGCCGUAUGGAUGUAUUCACAGAGGCCGAACUACGCGUCAAAUUCCUCCAAGCUCGCAGCACCUGGCUCAACUCUAUCCUGUCUGCAAUACCCGAAGAAGACCCCUAUUUCCACAUCACUAAAACCAUAGAAGCAUGCAGAGUCCACCUAUUUGAUAUCAUCACUCAGUAUCGUGCUAUAUUUUCAGACGAGGACCCCUUAGUGCUUCCUAUUGGUGGACAAGCGACGGUGAAUGAACCUGCAAUAUUUCACGGUUGGGUGGUGCAAAAAGUGUCUGAAUUUAUGGCAACUUUAGAGCGAGAUUUGGAUAGAGGGGUAGGUAGCAGACUCGACUCCUUGCUAGGCCAGUGUAUGUAUUUCGGUUUAUCGUUUAGCAGAGUGGGAGCAGAUUUUCGGGGAUUGUUGCCUCCACUUUUUCAGAGGGUAGCAGCUGAAAGUUUUCGUAAAUCACUGAAAGAAGCAGUGGAGAAGUUUGAAGAGGAUAUGAAUUUGUACACCUUGAUCUCUCUGCCUUCGGUUCUUGGGGGCACGAUUCCUCCGGUGCAGCAGACAGCUCAGCCCGGGACACUGCAGCCUCCUAUGUGUCUCCUGGACUUUGAGCCUUUAGCAUGUUUUCUAAAUCACAUCCUCACUGCGUUCAAUGACCUGAGGCUCUGCUGCCCCCUAGGGCUGGCCCAAGACGUGACAACAACACUGGAGGAUGCACUCAAACUGGUGACCCGUCAGAUUGUAGUGUUCCACCGUGCCGAGCAGACUGCCUUCAGUGACAGAGAGAGGGCGCUGUUUAUUCAGUUUUGUUCUGCGUUUGCUGAAGAUCUGCUGCCAUUUCUGAACCGCUGCCUCCAAACACUGUUCCCCCCAAAUCAACUUGCCCUCAUUCUCGGUGUCCCUCCCACUCAGCUGUACAAAUACGGUAACUUGGGCAGGAUCGACAUCUCCUCCAUCAUUGAACCUUUGGACUUUGUUUUACCCAAAAAAGAGACUCCAGACCUCAUAGAUCCUCUGUUACCAGACCUGGACCUCAGCACAGACCUGGGAAGUCUCAAUCUAGACCCACAAGUCCAGGAUCACAAACCAGAUGGUCCGAAACCUGCUCUAGACCCUAAACCAGACCCUGAACCUGCUCUAGACCCUAAACCAGAUACUAAACCAGACCAAAAUCCUAGUCUAAACUUGGACCCCACUCUGGAGGAGAUCCUAGGUCCUGACCCUGGUUUAUCAGGUCCUUCAGAUGCUCUAAAAACAGAGGAGGAACUAGAUGAUGACAUAGAGGAAUUAUUGAAGUAAAGACUUAUCUGAAAUAUUUCUUUGGCAUAUUGAGACUGCACUUGUAUAUGUUCUAUACCAGAUACUACAGGUGUGUAUUUACAUUGUUAUUUUGAAGUUUCUUAAUUAAAGUGUUGAUGACAUUGUUAUAAAACUGUUACUCAAAAGAGAGUUGAUGAAAUGGGGUAUAUAAAUCGGUGAAAUUCCUGC